Scylla paramamosain (green mud crab) is the source of this 1041-nucleotide messenger RNA. Its product is annotated as mucin-2-like. The record is from RefSeq and is a predicted model, not a curated record. The transcript has 3 exons. The coding region runs from base 1 to 1041 and encodes 346 amino acids. Lineage: Eukaryota; Metazoa; Arthropoda; Malacostraca; Decapoda; Portunidae.
AUGGGGCGUCUUCCUCGGGCGAGAGACCUCCACGUCCAUCUGCCUUCACUGCUGGUGAGGCGAGCGGGAUCUCCUCCACGGGCGCCGCUGGAGGUAUACACUCGCCCUCAAGACUCCGCCAGCUCCGGCACCACGCAGAAGGUUUUGGCGCCCACGGCCAGGCGGUACAUUGGGCUGCCGGAGCCACACGCAGAGACAGUGGUGCGUGCUCAGGUCGCGGUCCAGCCCGUCAAUUUGGCCUUGUCUGCGCCGCGAGACACAGACGCACGGGCACCACUGGACUUCUCCUUUAGAAAACCUCCGUUAAACAGACUAGUCCCGCCCCACUCCACCGCCCCCGCACAGCCCCAGCACACAGGAACCGCGCCGCCCCAGCACACCACGCCCUCCCAGACCGCCACACACAAGGACGUGCCCCACCUCCCGUCUCCUAAGUAUGUCCCCGCCCUGGCCCUCUGCACGUCAUUCCGCCAGAGUCAGACCGAGGGAAGUUCGCAACAAAAGCCAGACAUCAUCACCAUCAAACGACCGCUGGAGGAGCAAGACACAACCUGCACCAGACCCUCAAAGAUAGCCAAGACUGACUACUCCCCCCUCCCCUGGCCCUCCGCCACUCAGCCUGCACCUCACACCCCCCAAACACCCCCGUCGCAUCUUACGCCUCCCUCCCACACCACCCCGCCCUCCCACAUGGGUUCCUCGCUCCCACUCACACCACCUUCACACACCACUCCCUCCAUGCACCUUACGCCGCCCUCCACCACCUCGCCGCAGUCCCAGGUAUCAUCAGGUGUGUCCCCGGGGUCCCACGCCUCCCCGGGACCCUCGCCGACGAGCCAAACGACUCCCAGGAAAGUCAAGUCCGAGGGAAGUCCUUCUCCAGACAGACCUUCGACCUCAGCCACGCAGGAGGACAAGGACAUGUGGAGGCCCUGGAUAGCUGCCCCCUCUGUCAACGGCCACAACACAGCCCAACGUAAUUCAACUACUAGGAGGUCAAUCACACCAUUUAAGGUUCCGGAAGUAUUCAAGAGACAGUAG